Molecule: messenger RNA, 1325 nt
Organism: Bubalus bubalis (water buffalo)
Lineage: Eukaryota; Metazoa; Chordata; Mammalia; Artiodactyla; Bovidae
Gene: MORN3
Product: MORN repeat containing 3
Exons: 7
Coding region: 33-1103 (356 amino acids)
Source: RefSeq, a predicted model, not a curated record
CCUCCCAGGCACACCUGCCCAAGCUCCGAGAUAUGAGGUCUCUCGGGCUCGCCCACCUGCCUUUGGCACCAGGCCGGUGCACGAACUGGCACUCGACCUCCACGGGCCCAAAGACGUUCUUCCUCGUCGCGGGAGGGUUUGCAGCCUUCCCCAUCCGCGGCCCCGCGAGUUCAGUCUCCGCAGGAAGGGGCGGGCCCUGCCGGUUGGCUUUGCAGAGGCCCCGCGUUGCCAUAGCGACCCCGGCCGGGCUCUGGACGCCAGAGCAUGAGCCGCAGGUAGCGAUAGAAGCUGGAGGCUGCGGGCGGCGACCCCAUCGCUGUUUGCCAGGGACUCCAGAUCCAGACUCCGCCCCCCAGGAGAGCGCAGAAGCAGCCAACAUGCCUAUCUUCAAAUGCCCGCAAAAGUCGGAGCCCCUGUGGAAGGAGUGGGACCAGAAGGCCCAGAAGAACGGACUGAGGCACCAGGUGUUCGCUGUCAAUGGCGACUGCUACGUGGGUGAGUGGAAGGACAAUGAGAAACACGGGAAAGGAACACAGGUCUGGAAGAAGAACGGAGCCAUCUAUGAGGGGGACUGGAAGUCUGGGAAGCGAGAUGGCUAUGGCACCCUCAGUCUUCCUGACCAAGAGACCGGAAAGUACAAGAGAGCCUACUCAGGCUGGUGGAAAGGCGAUAAGAAAUGUGGCUAUGGGAUCCAGUUUUUCGGACCCAAGGAGUAUUAUGAGGGUGACUGGUGUGGCAACCAGCGCAGCGGGUGGGGCCGCAUGUACUACAGCAACGGAGACAUCUACGAGGGCCAGUGGCGUAACGACAAGCCAGAAGGGGAGGGCAUGUUGCGCCUGAAGAAUGGGAACCGCUAUGAAGGCAAUUGGCAGAGAGGUGUGAAGAAUGGGUCAGGGCGUUUCUUCCACCUGGACCAUGGUCAGCUGUUUGAAGGCUUCUGGGUGGACGACGUGGCCAAGUGUGGCACAAUGAUCGACUUCGGCCGCGAUGAGGCCCCCCAGCCCACCCAGUUCCCUAUUCCUGAGGUCAAAAUUCUAGAUCCUGACGGUGUGUUGGAGGAAGCCUUGGCCAUGUUCAAGAAGACAAAAGAAGAAGGAGAUUGAUACCAGGGCCUUGUUCCAUGCAGUCCCUCCUGGUGGGUAUAAGUGGGGUCGAGGAGAGAGCACUGGUACAGCAUCUUUGAAACGCCAGCUCCCAGCACCCCUCGCCCUUGCAGAGAGAACCACCAGCGCUUCAGGAGGAAUUCAAACCGGAGUCACCCAACUGCUUGGACCAGUGCGGCUCCUGUUGGAGGAGCAAUGGGGACACACCCUUGGCACCCUCAG